This is a messenger RNA of Cucumis melo (muskmelon), 1233 nucleotides long. RefSeq lists its product as uncharacterized. The record is from RefSeq and is a predicted model, not a curated record. Bases 56 to 859 code for a protein of 267 amino acids. NCBI's taxonomy places the organism in Eukaryota, Viridiplantae, Streptophyta, Magnoliopsida, Cucurbitales, Cucurbitaceae. The transcript has 7 exons.
CCGACGACCGCACAGACGGAAGCUCCGGUGAAGAUAACCCAUAGAGUUGGGAGAAAUGUUAUCUUUGAAAUUUGGGUCAAAAUGGGUGGCGGUUGCUACCUCCGAAUCACUCGUAGGACGUCAAAGACACUUGAGAAGUCUUUGCUGUUUUUCAAACCAUAUUCAUUCAAAUGGGUUAUCUUCUCAAUAUCAGAUUGAUGUCAAUUCACCAUUGUCGUCGAAACAUUCUUUGUCUUUGGAAGGACUGGAGGAUGUCAUGGUCGGCUACUUUUUUGGAAAGAAGAAGGCGACAGAAGUUGCUCACUCGUAUGUUGUUUGGAAAUGUGUCGUCAAAAAAGGGGAUACAGUGGUAGAUGCUACUUGUGGAAAUGGUUUUGAUACUCUAGCUAUGGUCAAAAUGGUUGCAGAUGAAUCUGGUUCUGCACGUGUUUAUGCAAUGGAUGUACAAAAUGAGGCUUUAGAAAGUACUUCUGCAUUGCUGGACGAGUCACUCAGUGAAAAAGAGAAGAAACUUGUUAAACUCUCUUCCAUUUGCCACAGCAGAAUGGAGGAUGUCGUUCCAGAGGAUUCCCCUGUUAGUCUUGUUGCAUUUAACCUAGGGUACCUACCUGGUGGUAACAAAGCAAUCACUACAAAGUCAGAAACAACAUUGCAAGCACUUAAAGCUGCCCACAAGAUUCUGAAACCUAGAGGGCUUAUCAGCCUUGUGGUUUAUGUGGGGCAUCCUGGUGGACUGGAAGAAUUGGAGACCAUUGAAAAUUUUUCUAGCGACCUGGCUGUUGAGAAUUGGAUUUGUUGUAAGCUACAGAUGUUAAACCGGCCACUAGCUCCAGUGCCUGUGUUCUUAUUCAAGAGAUGAAAGUGACAGUUUAUGAAGUUGGCUCAUACAUGGUUCACUUGCUAUUGCCUCUUUUGGUAGCCUUGGUGACAUUGGAUUAAUUUCAUAUCAAUUGUGUCAUGCAGCUUGAUUACCACAAGUAAGUCACAGUAAAGUUAUAAUAUAGUAUAGCUCAAUGUUACUUGACAUGUAUUUAUUUUAUUGAAGUUAGGGGUUCAAAUCUCUUAUGUGUCUCUUGUACUAAGAAAAUGGAGUACUAUCAAUUUCAUGCUGAUCAAUAAGGCUUGUUGACUUGAGUUAAAAUGUUGAUGGAUUGAACCCCUAACUUUUAAGGCGAAUAGAAAAUGUCAUUAUGUUGAACUAAUUUUUUACACUAUAUCAGCUCUUUUUAGGCA